AUGUUAGUGGAUAACGGAAGUGCUGUGAACAUCCUGUUCGCAUCCACUUUCAAAAGGAUGAACCUGGACGAGGCCGACCUGAAGCCUGCCUCGUUCCCGCUAUACGGAUUCACAGGAGACCAUCUACUCCCCAAGGGAACAAUCUCACUCCCAGUCACGUUGGGCAAUCUUGACGAAGUGACCAAGGUAAUUGAGUUCUUAGUGGUAGAUUGCCCGUCAGCCUUCAAUGGGAUUCUUGGGCGACCUCUGCUAAGACAGUUCAAGGCGGUCACUUUAAUUUACCAUCUGAAGAUGAAGUUUCCCACCCCGACGGGGAUCGGGGAAGUCAGCGGGUCUCAGCGCGCAUCGCGUGAUUGCUAUGUAAAAGCAAUUCAAAUGGCGUACAAAGGAAAGGGCACCGCGCGCGGCAAUCACAGGCAGGCCAUGGCGAUCAGCAGGAUCGAUCCACGACCUGGCCCAGCCAAGGACAACCUAGACCCUCGCAUUCAAAAUUGCCCUUCCAGUGGGCCAGUUGAGGACCUGACUGAAGUGCUGGUUGACCCAAAAGAGUCGAGCAGGGUGUUAAGAGUCGGUUAA
Molecule: messenger RNA, 576 nt
Organism: Pistacia vera
Lineage: Eukaryota; Viridiplantae; Streptophyta; Magnoliopsida; Sapindales; Anacardiaceae
Exons: 1
Coding region: 1-576 (191 amino acids)
Source: RefSeq, a predicted model, not a curated record